Coregonus sp. 'balchen' is the source of this 1495-nucleotide messenger RNA. NCBI's taxonomy places the organism in Eukaryota, Metazoa, Chordata, Actinopteri, Salmoniformes, Salmonidae. The record is from the annotation of a GenBank genome assembly.
AUGGCAAAAGGUAGCCAGUAUCUACCUGGCCUGGUAUCUGACCUACCCCCCGCCCCACGUAAUUUCACCUGCUUCUGCUCUGGAGACCAGCCGGUAACGGUAAGACCCCUCACAACCUCCCACCCACCCUCAUGUCACACGUCACCCCUACAUCACAUACCAGUGUACUCUGCACGGCACCUCUCCCAUAAUUCCUUCCUGCAAACACCAUAGAUGAAUCUCAAAAGUACUCGAUCCCAUCCUCUCCCCACCUCCUUCACAGAUCUGACUAGGGGAAUCUUGGGAGGGGAGAACGCGAGGAAUCGAGGAAGGACUUUUGAGAUUCACCCCAUCUUGUAUAGGUCAAAAAGUGUGGUGUAUCGCUAGGUGGAGCCAAGGCAAUGUUAUUAGUGAAAGCUGGGUUAGCCUGUGUUGCUAAUUAGCAGAGUGGGGUUCAGUGCUGUGCUGCCAGUAAAGCUUAUUGUCUUAAUUAGCGCAUCGCUAAGCCCGUAGCGCUCCAAUGGAAACCCCUUGUAAAUCCCACUGGCUCUCCCAGGGCCUGUUAGCACUGCUUGAAUGAGCCGCACGGAUCAGUCGCAGAUCCACACAUCCACAGCAGCAGCCCUGGGGGGAAACUGUGGGCCUGCCUGGCCUGCUUGUCUCCUCACAGGCUCACAGUGGGUCUGUAUCUGCAGCCAUACUGUGUAUGGUACACACACAAGCGUGCGUCGCACACACACACACAGGGUUUAACAUGCGUCUGGGGCAUUUGUCUAAUGACGCUUAUAAUGUAUUCAUGUUGUUACAGUUAUUAGAAAAGUCUGACUUGCCAAUCAGAAAACAGAUGAUCUGGAGUCACCAAAAAACAUUGACUGACUGACCAAUUUGUGUGUGCUUUCGAGAUGUCUUUUAUAUCUGUGUGUAUAGUAGAGAUUACAGUGCUGUUUGUGCACACAGCUUUCCUAUCUGUUCCUGUGUGAGGAUGAGAUAACUACUCGUGUGUGUUGUAGUUAUUACUAACCUGUUUUCUUUGUCGGUAUGUGUGUUGUAGAUAUCAUUAACUUGCUCUCUGCCUGUGUGUAGUAGUGGAUAUAACUGGAAAUACAUUCUCUCUCCAUAGAUCCCAGACAGCAUCAUCUCCAGGGGUGUGCAGGUUCUUCCUAGAGACACAGCCUCUCUGAGCACCACGCCCUCUGAGUCGCCCCGCGCACAGGCCACCUCGCGCCUCUCCACCGCCUCCUGCCCCACACCCAAAGUAAGACACUUCCUGUGCCCUAUACUUACACCUACCCCACUGCCCAUCCAUCUAUCCCUCCUGUACCCUAUACUCACCCAGCCUCACCCAGUCCUCUCACCUCCUAACCCUCCCUCCCUCCACCUCGCUGCCUCUUCCCCUGCCUUCCCCCUCGCUCUGUCCCAUCGAUGCUGGGAGGUGAAGGCAUAUUGCUCCUCAACUCCCUCCCUCUCCUCCAUGGUUUUAGGGGAGGUCCUCUAUUGGAUCCCUAUGGUUCCGUAA